Eruca vesicaria subsp. sativa (arugula) is the source of this 567-nucleotide messenger RNA. Lineage: Eukaryota; Viridiplantae; Streptophyta; Magnoliopsida; Brassicales; Brassicaceae. The record is from the annotation of a GenBank genome assembly.
AUGGACCAAGAAUCUCAACAGUUUUAUCAGCUGUGGAGACUUGCUGUCCAAGAAAGAGAUGAAGCAAGAGAACAACUGAUGCAUUCACUCGCCGAACUCUCACAGUUACGGGAACUCCUUAACAUUAUACUGUUGUCUGAAGGAAAAAUAACCAGUAACUACUACCUAGAAGCCGCAGAUGAAUCUACUAUUCAUCAAAACUGUAGUUACAAUCUAUCUCCCGGUGAUUCUUCUUCGUACACAAGUGUUAAUACAUCUCCGUUGAAUCUCAGCGUUCGGUCGAAUCAGAUGGGAUUUGUGGUUGAGGAAAUGAGAGAUUUUGAAACCGUUGUGUUGGAGAUGAUCGGAGGAGUGUACCCGGAAAACGGUAAGUUUUUGCAAGCUGUUAGUGAAGCUGGAUCGUUGGUUGAGUCAUUGUUCAUAGCCGGUCCGGUUCCAAAAUGGAUAACUUCUCCGGUUCAAUUGUCUAGUCAAAAACCGGUUUUAAGUAAAAAUAUCAUCACUGGUAAUGGUAUUUGGAAUUACGGUGGUUUGGUGUUCCAAAAUCAGUGUCACGCUUCAGUUUAA